CGAGAAGUUCGGAUUAUCCGAAGUUGGCUUAACCAAAGAAUACUAACACACCUAGUCCUAGUCCUAGUAUUCUUUAUUCUUUGGCUUAACUAAUAAUUCAAAGAGAACGGAAGUAAUUGCUGAUAUAUUAUACAAAGUGCUGUUAACAAAAAGAAGGAAAAAUUAAGGAAGUUGGAUUUGCCUCAGGCCCGGAUGUUCCUAAAAACGAGUUUUCGUCUGCCGAGCGCAUGACGUCACUCACAGAGUAAUCGCUGGCGAGAUAUAAGGAAACCAAUAUAAAUAACGUCAAACUUCUCUUAUUUUAUUCAAAUUACAAAAGGCAUCAGAGACCUAUUCAACGUCAUCGCCGAUGGAAAUUACCCCUCAUGGACCACUUAUGUUCAAAUCAUGACCCCAGAACAAGCACAACGAUCGCCAUUCGAUCCUUUCGACUUGACCAAGGUUUGGCCCCAAGCCGAAUAUCCUCUCAUCAAGUUGGGUAAAGUAGUCCUCAAUCGUAAUCCCAAAAACUACUUCAUCGAUGUCGAGCAGAUCGCCUUCAGCCGAUCUUGCAUGGUGCCCGGAAUCGAAGCCUCCCAAGACAAGAUGUUACAAGGACGUCUUUUCACUUACAGCGACACUCACAGACACCAUUUGGCUUUGGGUCCCAACCAUUUGCAAUUGUCAGUCAACUGUUCCUUCGCUGUCCGUAACCACCAGAGAUACGGGUUCAUGAACACUAGUCAAGGUGGUGCCCCCAACUAUUUCAUUAACAGUUUUAGCGGUCCAGUAUGUGACAAAGUCACUCAACAUCUCGAACCAGCAUUUACUGUUUUUGGAGAAGCUUACAGAUCUACGACCCCUAACGCUGACGAUUGAGCAUCCAGACCCUGAGCCAAGGAACGAUGCCAUCGAAGAACUUCAUCACAAUACGGAAGAACAAGCAGAAUAUGUACCGGGGCCCAUCACCACCUAAGAAUCACAGCUAAGACCUUCUAAAAGACAGCGGCUCAUAUAAUUUUGUAUUAGAAUUUGCAAUAUUAAUAAUCUCACACUUGGGUGUGAGAUACCCAUCGCCACACUUAACUGCAUGUAGCUUGCGCAGCUGCAUUUCAAUGGUAAUGCUGCUUUAUGUAAAUUCAGUCUCAGUCUCUAGUCUGCCAAGGACGGGUGUGUAGUUGCGGUCUCAUUUGAGCAAUAUUUCCAAUCACGAGAAUUUAUUGAAUACAGGCUAGGGUAUGUAGCACCCAUGUGUGAGGUUUGCGAUCCGGAUCAAGUGUGCGUUCAAGUUAAUGACCUAACAACACAACAUCCCACAAAUUUAGUAAAGAAAACUAGGUGUUAUUUCUGCAAAGGCAAAGAUGGAAAAGCUAAGCGUGCAUGCUCGGCUUGCUAUAAAGCAUAAUGCAUGGAGCAUAGAGCCACACUGUCUUAUGAUUGUAGUUACUAAAAUGAGUGAAACUGAAAUCCUGGCUAAGAAUGAAUAUGAGUUCUAUAAUCAAAAGAUGUUAUAUUUUAGUUAGAAAGACCAUUUUGUUGUUAAAUUAAAUUAAAAUAUUUUGAAUUAUGUUUCCGGUUUUUUAGAAAAUGUUUUUUAAUUAUUUUUAGGUAUUUUUAAUAUUUUGUUCUUUUGUGUUACUACAAUUAAGAGAGAGAAAAUAAAAUUAUUGAUUUAAUUA
This is a messenger RNA of Diabrotica virgifera virgifera (western corn rootworm), 1658 nucleotides long. RefSeq names its product catalase-like. Gene Ontology annotation, biological process: hydrogen peroxide catabolic process; response to hydrogen peroxide. The coding region runs from base 388 to 858 and encodes 156 amino acids. The record is from RefSeq and is a predicted model, not a curated record. Gene Ontology annotation, molecular function: catalase activity; heme binding. Gene Ontology annotation, cellular component: mitochondrion; cytoplasm; peroxisome. NCBI's taxonomy places the organism in Eukaryota, Metazoa, Arthropoda, Insecta, Coleoptera, Chrysomelidae. The transcript has 7 exons.